AAAGAUGCGGAUGAAACCUAUAGAUUAGGUUCCAGAGCAAAAAAGUCGAUUUUUAAGGAGGAAAAUCAGCGGACGAGGUGUGCGUUUUGUGCUUGGUGGAGCAUGGCAGCUGGAGGCGCUGUGCGCGUCUUACGCGGCUCGCUGUUUCUGUUGGCAGCUGUUGUGUUCAGCGCAGAUCCCAGCAGAGCUGAGGGAUGUUCAGGUUCAUCAUGUGGGAAGUGUGACUGCAGUGGUGUAAAGGGGGCCAAGGGUGAGAGGGGUUUACCUGGCUUACAAGGCAAUAUGGGAUUUCCUGGUGUGCAAGGUCAUGAGGGCCCCCAAGGGCCAAUGGGACCAAAGGGAGAUCUUGGUGAGCCAGGGGCUAAUGGAAUGAAAGGAAUAAGGGGCCCUCCUGGUUUACCUGGUAUUCCGGGAAUUCCUGGGCACCCGGGUAUUCCAGGUCAAGAUGGCCCACAGGGACUGCGCGGUAUCCCAGGCUGCAAUGGAACGAAGGGGGACCAAGGUAGAGAUGGAAUUCCAGGCAUACCAGGAUUGCAAGGACCACCAGGUUUUCCUGGUGAUCCAGGAGCAAAGGGUGACCCAGGUGGUAUUAUUGGUGGGUUUAUUCCUCAGAAAGGAGAUAGAGGUUUUCCAGGAACUCCAGGAUUGCCAGGACAGGCAGGAAACCCUGGACUACCAGGACCAGUUGGUCCAUCAGGACUAGAUGGGCUUCGAGGACCACCCGGUGAACCUGGACCUCCCGGCCCUCCUGGAGAUAGACUUACUUUCGUUGGUCAAAAAGGUGAAAAGGGUGAAAAAGGCCUCACAGGCCCGCCAGGGCCACCUGCAGAACCCAGACCUCAAGAAAGACCAGAUGAAAUCCAUACUAUCGUUGGACCACGUGGUGAAAAAGGGGCCCCUGGAGAAAAGGGUGAAAUGUGUUCACCAUAUCAAGCAGGAAUCAAAGGUGAACCAGGACCUCCUGGCCCGAUAGGAAAAGUAGGAAAGGAUGGAGAAAGUGGAGCUAAGGGGGAAAAGGGACAAUCUGGUCCCCCUGGCUUUUCUGGCUCAAAGGGGCAAAAGGGAGAGAGGGGACCUCCAGGACAUGGUGAUGGUGUGCCUGGCCCUCCGGGUCCUCCAGGCUCAGAUGGACCAGUAGGAGAGAUUGGCCCUCGUGGAUACCCUGGAGAGCCGGGUCCCCCAGGCAAGAACACUCAGGGUCCACCUGGGGAAAGAGGCUUUCCUGGGGAAAUUGGACAGAAGGGGGACAAAGGUGCUGAUGGAGAGUCUCUCAGAGGACCUAAGGGAAUUGAAGGAGCUCCUGGUCUGCCUGGACCCCCAGGGGAAUUGAGUGAGGAAUGUAACAUUGAUCAGGGAGAACCAGGCCCUCCUGGACCUCCUGGGUUGCAAGGAGAAGUGGGACAGAAAGGUGACAAAGGAGACACUUGUACAGCGUGUUCUGCUAGUGGACUGCCAGGUUCACCUGGUGUUCCAGGACCGAAAGGAAAUCAAGGUUUCCCUGGAAUAGCAGGUAGUAAAGGAGAAAAGGGUCAGAAUGGUCCUGCUGGACCUCCUGGAUAUCCGGGAAAUGAUGGCUCCCCGGGUUUGUUUGGUGCUCCUGGGCCAAAAGGUGAACCAGGUGACAUCUAUAUAUCUCCAGAGCUAAAGGGAGAGAAGGGUGCAGCAGGUGUUCCUGGCAGUAGGGGAUUACCAGGCGUAGAUGGAUUUCCUGGGGAGGAUGGACAUCCAGGUAGACCAGGACAGAAAGGAGAGCCAGCUAGAGAGGGUGUUAAAGGUGAACGUGGUCAGGAUGGACAGCCUGGUGUAAGAGGACCCAUUGGUGAAAGAGGACCACCAGGUCUUCCUGGAACUGGCCAACUUGGAGAGGCUGGAGAAAAGGGUAGUCCAGGAAUUCCCGGUACUCCAGGAAGGCCAGGAAUACCAGGACCCAAAGGUGAACCUGGACAAAGUUUACCAGGACCACCAGGUCCGCCAGGACCUCGUGGUGAGACAGGUUUCCAUGGACUUCAAGGUGAAAGAGGUCCUGCUGGGGAUCAAGGAUGGCCAGGGGAACCAGGUCAAAAAGGUGAAACUGGUCGUCCAGGCAUUGGACUUCCAGGUUCACCAGGUCCAAAAGGUUACUCUGGUUUGCCAGGUGGACCAGGAUUCCCUGGAGACCCAGGCAAUCCAGGCCAGGACGGUUCUCCGGGACGCCCAGGAACACCUGGACAAAAAGGUGAACCUGGCAUUGGCCUUCGAGGACCAAAAGGCUCAAUGGGGCCCAGAGGAGAACAAGGGUUUCAAGGUGAAAAGGGUAAUGUAGGAAUGCCAGGGUUCCCUGGAAUCGAAGGAAAAUCGGGGCCACCUGGUCCUCAGGGUGUUAAAGGUGACGCUGGCCCUCCUGGAUUCCCAGGUUUGUCAGGACCACCUGGACCCGCAGGACAUGGUGAGCCUGGACUACCUGGACCGAUGGGACCCCCUGGAGAUCCUGGUCCUUUAGGUCGUAUUGGAGAAAAGGGAGAAAAAGGUCCCCAAGGUCAUCCUGGUCCUCCAAUGCCUGGCCCUCAAGGUGAAAAGGGCACCCCUGGUUUACCUGGAACACCAGGACCUAAGGGGUUGCCAGGACAACCAGGAAGUCUGGGUAAAGACGGAAUGCCUGGGGAGAGAGGUACCAAAGGAGAUAUUGGAAUAAUGGGAAUUCCAGGGUCACCUGGAUUACCAGGUGAUCAAGGAGCCCCUGGAGCUAUUGGAUCAAGAGGUGACCCUGGUCUGCCUGGGCCUAGGGGAGAGUUUGGUGAAGAGGGCCCUAAAGGAGAGAGAGGUGAUCCAGGUCUUCAAGGACCCCCUGGAAAUAUAACUGAUGUGGAAAUGGAGCAUAUGAAAGGAGAGAAGGGAGACAGCGGAGACAGAGGGGAUCCAGGUCCUACAGGAGCUAGAGGAGUUAGUGGAACACCUGGAGAUCCUGGAAUAGCUGGAAAGGAUGGAAUGCCUGGUUCACCAGGAAAACCAGGUGAGAAAGGUGAUUCAGGACUCCCAGGACAAACAGGACCAGAUGGACAGCCCGGAGUAAAAGGCAGCAUGGGAGAAAUGGGAUUGCCAGGAGUAACUGGGCCGAAAGGCAGUAAAGGUAUUGCUGGUCAGCCUGGCCAUCACGGAUUUAAGGGUGAUUCAGGAUACAAAGGUGAAAAGGGAACAGCAGGUUUGCCAGGAUUAGGAUUGCCUGGCCUUCCUGGUGAGAAGGGUGAAAUGGGCCCACCUGGUUUUCCUGGGGAUUCUGGACAAAAGGGAGUGAAAGGUUCCAUGGGAAUCCCAGGCAUGCCUGGAAUAACAGGACAAAAAGGAGACAUAGGCGUGACUGGUCACCCAGGUAGCCCUGGGGUGCCAGGUGAUAAAGGGUUACCUGGGUUACCUGGAUCACCAGGACAGCCUGGUCUUGAAGGACGGCCAGGUGAACCUGGUCUGCAGGGUGCCCCAGGGCCACAAGGAAAGAAAGGAGAGGCUGGAAAAGACGGAUUCCCUGGAGCCGCUGGAGAGAGGGGUGAACCAGGUUUACCUGGUAGAGGCUUUCCUGGAACCCCUGGGCAAGAGGGCACAAAAGGUGAAAAAGGCAAUCCAGGUCCACCUGGCAUGCCUGGAGUCUCUGGUAUUCCCGGUUCCAAAGGAGAGAAGGGCCUGCCGGGAUUCCAAGGUAGUCAGGGUCGACCUGGUGAAAGAGGACUACCAGGGCCAUCAAUGGAAGGACCAAAAGGCGAUAGAGGAUCUCAGGGAGAGCCUGGAGAACCAGGGCAGACUGGUGCUCCAGGACCAGCAGGUGUUCCAGGUAGCGCUGGAUUUAAAGGAGAGAGAGGAGAAAAAGGUUAUCCAGGCAUACAGGGUAUUGAGGGUUUGAAAGGCGAUAAAGGAUACACUGGUCAACCUGGUGAACCUGGCUUACCAGGCUAUAAAGGAGUAAAGGGUGAAAUGGGAGUUCCGGGUCCUCCUGGCUUCCAAGGACUAAAGGGUGACCAUGGAUUGACUGGAUUCAAAGGAGAGGUUGGUGACAGAGGAUUUCCAGGAGCAAAAGGUAAUGUUGGCCCUCCUGGACCUCCUGGAGAAACUGUCCUUAUAAAGGGAGACAUUGGUUUGCCAGGACCACAAGGUCCCCAGGGUUUCCCAGGGCUUCAAGGGUAUCCUGGAACAAAAGGACUGCAAGGAUUGACUGGUACGCAAGGUUUUAAAGGAGACGAUGGUAUACCAGGAUACAAUGGGGUUCCUGGAAAUAAAGGAGAACCUGGGCAUGGAGGACCUUCCGGUCCCAGAGGUUACCCAGGUCCCCCAGGUCCUGAUGGUACCCCAGGUCAGGUUGGCCCUCCUGGACCCUCCUCCAUGGAUCAUGGCUUCUUAGUGACUCGGCACAGUCAGUCCAUUGAAGUGCCACUGUGCCCACAAGGCACCACUAUGAUCUAUGAUGGGUACUCCCUUCUGUACGUGCAGGGAAAUGAGCGAUCUCAUGGCCAAGACCUGGGUACUGCUGGUAGCUGCUUGAGGAAGUUCAGCCCCAUGCCGUUCCUCUUCUGCAACAUCAACAAUGUGUGCAACUUUGCUUCUCGUAAUGACUAUUCCUACUGGCUCACAUCUCCUGAGCCCAUGCCUAUGAGCAUGGCUCCUAUCACUGGCGAGAGCAUCAAACCUUUCAUCAGCAGAUGUGCAGUAUGUGAGGCUCCUGCCAUGGUGAUUGCUGUGCACAGUCAGACUAUAGCCAUCCCAGCCUGCCCUCAAGGCUGGGUAUCUCUAUGGAUUGGUUAUUCUUUUGUCAUGCACACCAGUGCAGGUUCUGAGGGCUCUGGUCAGGCUCUGGCCUCUCCUGGCUCCUGUCUGGAGGAGUUCCGCUCAGCUCCCUUCAUCGAGUGUCAUGGCCGUGGCACAUGCAACUACUAUGCAAACUCAUACAGCUUCUGGUUGGCCACCAUCGAGGAUAAUGAGAUGUUUAGCAAACCUGUGCCCACCACGCUAAAGGCUGGAAAUCUCCGAACUCACAUCAGUAGAUGUCAAGUGUGCAUGAAGAGGACUUAGCCUGGUCACACUCCUUCUUCUGCAUUUGGUUUUUAUGUUCCAGUUUUACAACAAAAAAAAAAACCGCAUGGUGCUACUUUGCAGAGACAGAAAGAGAGAGAGAAGAUGGACUUAAAAAGUGUUCUUUCAGAGUUAAGAAUGCUAAUCGUACCCAAAUAAGAAGGUCCAAAAUGAUGGGACCCCAAAACCAGGUGCUUCUGCUUCAUAUAGAACACUAUAUUAAUAUCCUCAUUGUCUUUCCUAAAUAAAUGACACCUGUUUGCAAUUGCACUGAAUACAUCUAUUAGUAAACAGGCUGCCAUUUUUAAAGACAAGUCUUCUGUAUCAUGUUGUAAUGAAUACAAUUAUACUCUCGGUUCAGAUGCUAAGUACUGUUUUGCCCGUUUGCUUAACAACACCAGAAAUAAUUAUCCUGUUAUCUCUUUCACUUAGUUUGUCAUUAUCAUAUACUAACUUCGGAGAUUUGGGUCUUCCUCUUAGUAAUACACCAUAAGUUAUGUCUGUUCUUUAUGUAGUCAAGAAGCCAGGAUGUACUUUGAGCUCUGUUGUAAAUAUACAGCUUUGUUUAAUAAUUAACAUCUUGUCAACGUAAUCUCUUCAGGUAAAUGCAUUUAAUUUUGUCAGCAUUAUUUAUGAACGCUAUAGGAGUAUAAUAAGACUAAGAGCGCAUUUUGUAUAUGGCCAUUUCCACUCUAUUGACCAAGUCACAAUAUAAUCUGCAAUUUGAUUAAGGCACAUGAUGAAUUGUAGUAUUUAGCACUACUAUAUGCUUAUUAGGCAUAUACCUGUGUAUAGCUUUGAAGCGUGUGAUUAUUAUUGCAGUGGGGGAAAAACACGUUUACAUCAACAAACAGUAUCAGCAUUUUUGCAAUCAGUGGGCACUGUGUGUGUGCAUUUGGCCAUCCCUAAUUGGUCAUACCUUGCUUUUUGGAGAGGAUAGACAAUAGUGUAUCUCAAUGAUGUGAGUCCUUUCAAGGCACAGACUUUCUUGAGCAACUUUAAGUCAAAUAGCUUUCAUACACCUUAGCUUAAUUGAUUAAAUCUUUGAUUUAAAUAAACACUUUCUGCAUUCCUCACUAAUAUGAAUCUGAACAUUUAUGUAAGUAUGUGACCAGGUGCACUUUUCAAGGCCAGCCUUAUUAUAGGGGUAUGCUGUGCAGUUGAUGACAGUGAGGACUUGCUAAAAUGGCUAAUAUGGCUUGGUAUUUGUCAUCAUGUCUGCAUGUGGCCCAAACACUUUGUUUUCCCAUCCUCUUAAAGUUACUAGAUUGUUUACCUUGCUAGAAUCCAUGUGUCUCAUAUUUCUUUUGCUGUCAGUAGGUCAUUAAAUGCUAGACCAAAGAAUAUGCACAUAUGCACGUACCUAGUUUUACACUGAAUAUACUUGACUACAAGUUCUUUAUGUUUUUUUCAUGAUGCCUUAUAAAUUCCACAAGGAAUAUAUUCAGGUAAAACUAUCCCACUGUUUCAGAAAAGACCAGCAUCUAAUAUAAUCACAAAGGGUUAACUUUUAUGUCUCUUGUGUUUUAUAAGGAUUUAAUCUACAAUGUCCAUACAGUGCUUGUGCUGACUUAAUCUCACACCAAUCGCUUGUAUUCUUUCAUGUAAUAUCACUGAUCCCGCUUUUUCCUGUGAAUGUUCAGCUGCAGUAUUAAUGCACUUGCUUGCCAUUGUGUUUCAUGGAAGAAUACAGAGAAAAAUGGGAUUUUCAAACACAUUCCCCCCUAGUUUAGUAUACUUUGUGUUUUUCUCCUUUCUAUAUUGAAAACAUACAAUAAAUUGGUUUGUCUA
This is a messenger RNA of Clarias gariepinus (North African catfish), 6822 nucleotides long. RefSeq names its product collagen, type IV, alpha 1 (gene col4a1). Gene Ontology annotation, cellular component: collagen trimer. NCBI's taxonomy places the organism in Eukaryota, Metazoa, Chordata, Actinopteri, Siluriformes, Clariidae. The transcript is spliced from 52 exons. Gene Ontology annotation, molecular function: extracellular matrix structural constituent. Bases 103 to 5031 code for a protein of 1642 amino acids. The record is from RefSeq and is a predicted model, not a curated record.